AUGAAUUCAUUGCAGCGAGUUCUUUCAAAAAUUCCAUUAAGCCCAAGUCCAGACUCUGAGCGGCUGGAAACAAACGGAGACGAUAUUGUUGAAUUCAGGGACGCCGAUGUUGAUAAUCCAAGGAACUGGUCACCGGCGAGAAAACGGUACAUCACCGCCAUCACGAUGUUACUAUUGGCAAACGGCAGCAUCGCCAGUAGCAUCACAGCAGGAAAUACCCAAUCAAUCACUCAGGAAUUCGGCAUCUCGAAUGUCGCCGCCCAGCUCACGACGUCGCUUUUCCUGCUGGGCUUUUGCGCAGGGCCUUUGUUAUUUGGCCCGCUAUCCGAGUUCUACGGCCGGCAGUGGUUGCUAUAUCUUACAUUCUUUCUCUACUUCUGCUUUACGUUCCUGACGGCCUGGCCGACGAACUUGGGUGGUUUGCUGGUGGGAAGAUUUCUCGCUGGAUGUUUCGCUGCAGGGCCGUUUGCCAUUGUGCCUGGAGUACUGGUUGAUCUAUGGGAUAAGUGUGAGUGCGGCAAUGCCAUGGGUAUCUUGAUUUGUGUUUGCUGGGUUGGCCCGGCCCUGGGUACGGUCAUAUCUGGGUGCUUUGAGCUGAAGAAGGAUUGGCGUUGGUCCAUGUAUGCUUGUCUUUGGCUCGGGUCAUUUACUAUGAUGCCUAUGCUGACGAUUCCUGAAACACACGGCCCAACGGUUCUUGCACGAAAGGCAAAAGUGGCUCGACACAAAGGUCACGACGUACAGGCUGCAGGGGAGGCUUCCAGACCAAAGCUACUUCAGCUGUACAAGACAGCUCUGACACGACCGUGGGUCCUCCUCUUCGACACAAUCUCUCUACUGUGCUGUCUAUACUCAUGUCUCAUUGCUGCUCUGCAAUACAUGCUCUUCAGCAUCUAUCCCAUCGUGUUCCAGGACCUGAGAGGAUGGAACCCCGCUGUGUCACAGCUCCCCGUUCUCGGACAGGCCGUCGGCGCCGUCUUCGGUCUUCUAAUGGUGCUUUAUCAUACGAGACGACGCAAGGCAAGGGUGGACAUGGGGAGGGAGAUGGUUCCAGAGGACCACAUGGUUCUAGCCAUGAUAGGAGGCGUGGGACUACCGACUUCGAUGCUCUGGCUGUGUUGGAGCGCCCAGUACAACUCCACCCAUUGGAUCGUAUCGACAGCGGGUGGCACGGUUCUGGCGACAUGCCUGAUGCUGAUCCAUGUAUCUUGCUUUAGUUACGUCGCUGACACCUACGCGGACUACGCUGCUUCUGUCAUAGCUUCCAACCUCGUUGCAAGGUGUAUCAGCAGCGCAGGAGCUCCUAUCUUCACUAGUCAGAUGUUCGAGGCCCUUGGAGUGGGCGGCGGAGGCUCGCUGAUUGCGGGUGUGGCAGCGCUUCUUGCUGUCAUACCAUUUCUGUUCUACCGUUGUGGCCACGCUAUCCGAUCACGGAGUAAAUACGCUCUUGCUUAG
Messenger RNA from Fusarium proliferatum ET1, 1455 nucleotides. RefSeq lists its product as uncharacterized. The transcript has 2 exons. NCBI's taxonomy places the organism in Eukaryota, Fungi, Ascomycota, Sordariomycetes, Hypocreales, Nectriaceae. Gene Ontology annotation, molecular function: transmembrane transporter activity. Bases 1 to 1455 code for a protein of 484 amino acids. The record is from RefSeq and is a predicted model, not a curated record. Gene Ontology annotation, biological process: transmembrane transport.